This is a messenger RNA of Pararge aegeria (speckled wood butterfly), 3609 nucleotides long. RefSeq lists its product as uncharacterized. The transcript has 20 exons. Lineage: Eukaryota; Metazoa; Arthropoda; Insecta; Lepidoptera; Nymphalidae. Gene Ontology annotation, biological process: synaptic vesicle priming; presynaptic dense core vesicle exocytosis; neuromuscular junction development. The record is from RefSeq and is a predicted model, not a curated record. Gene Ontology annotation, cellular component: terminal bouton; synaptic vesicle membrane; neuromuscular junction. Bases 121 to 3609 code for a protein of 1162 amino acids. Gene Ontology annotation, molecular function: syntaxin-1 binding; calmodulin binding; diacylglycerol binding.
CGCGCAGAGCCGGGCGCGCGUGUGCUAGAUAUGGCGCCCCGCGGCGGCCGGUGAGGCGCCGGCCCCGCCGACCGCCUCGGGUCGACGGGCCAGCCAGGCCAGACGGACAUACGUCCCACCAUGUCCUUGCUCAGCGUCACAGUAAAAAAGGCGCGCUACGUGGGUAUACAAGCAACUCAAUUCAACACAUACGUGACACUCAAACUACAGAAUGUCAAGUCGACGACGGUGACAGUGAAGGGUCCGACACCAAGCUGGGAACAGGACUUCCUCUUUGAAAUCAACGAUAUCAACCUGGGCCUGUUGGUGGAGGUGUGGAACAAAGGUGUUAUCUGGGACCGCGCUCUUGGCUACCACUACCUGCCUCUCACAUCCGUCGCUUAUGAUGAGCAAGAGUGCGGCGGGCGGUGGGUGGAGCUGGAGGCACAGCUGAUGAUGCGCGGCGGCGCGGUGGUAGGCACCACCGGGCCGACCGGCCAUGCCUUGUUACUGGACUGCCGCUUCGAACCGCCUUUUGAUGCGGAAGGCACCGGCGGCGCCGACUUGCAGCGCAAGCUGGACUUGCUCAACGGCGCCCUCGACGCCGAGCGGGCGGAGCAGGCACGCCGACAGCUGCAGUACGUGGCCCAUUCGGGGUAUUCAGAGGAUUCCGACUACACGUCGGACCUUAACUACCCGGUGGGCCAGCACGCCAACUGCAGCGCGUCGCAGUUCAGGAGCGCUGCGCAUCAAAUGCAUACGCCACAGAGAUCUUUGGAGGUGUCUCGAGAGAACUCUUACGAAAGAGACGAGUACCAUCUUCAUGGCGACACUGAUCCGCUCUAUUACAAUAGCCAACCUAGAACUAAUAGAAUAGAUACGUGGUCGCAGUUGCAUGCGCAGGCUAGCGUCGAGUCCGCCAUUUCUUGGCGGACGGCGGCAGAUUGGCAGUCUGGAGAAGAGCAGCGAAGGCCGAGCCUCGAGCGCCAGAAUACGUUAUACGACGAUAGCAUAGGAUACGGGUAUGACCCAUAUACCACUAGUACGCACAUUAGGGACCAUUCACAUAAUAUAUCGCAACAGGCCAGCUAUGAGGAGUACUACGACUCCAGCAGUUAUCCGUACCAGGCGUACGAGCCUCACUGGGAAGGCAGGUACUUCUACGAUGAGUGCGGUCUCACGCCUACCGAGUACGAGAACAUUGUCAAUAAACGCCGGUCGUCAGUUGUGCAGUUACCACAAAUGCCGCCUAAACAGUUGCCACCUUCAUCUCGUUAUUCAGACUAUAAUGAGAUGGCACCUUAUAGGCCUCGGCCGCGACGUACAGCAGCUAGUCUUCCAGCAACACCUUCAUCAACGCCGAAGCGCGGUCGAGCGUUGCCCGUUGCCCCGGGUAGCGGCAGCGAAUCAGGUUGGAGUCGCCGUGGUAGACGGUUGCCGCGACCACCCGCGGCAGCGGUCACAACGCGACUGCCGCCCGCACCAUUCGCGACCUCGCACACACAAGUGCCUUACAUACAAGAACCCGAGAGAACGGUACCUGACGUUAGUAGUUAUGGCUACGAUAGCUACGGGUAUCAACAACAAUCACAACAGCAGCAACAAAUUCAACAACAACCAUAUCAAGAUACCACUGUAACUCAGUAUCAGGACAACAAUUACAAUACUACUAGUUACGACGAUGAGGGAAUGCAACCGUUCUUCGACGAGACACCGCACGCUACACCGCCAGCUGCGCAAGCUCAAAAAACGACGUGGGCAGAGACAGAAAGUUCCACACAGUUUUCAUAUCCUGUGAAGAGUUUAGAAGAUUCUGUGAUAACAAAGUCAGUGCCAUCAAAAAUCACAUCAUAUAUUCAAACGACAGUGACCGCAAAACAAGAUAUUAUUGCACCUAAGCAUGAAGAAAACUACGAGCAAUAUGAUUUAAAUAAGUAUGAGGAGCAACAAUACCAAAAGUUUGAUCAACAAGAGCAGUCUUACCAAGAUAGUCAAAAUCAGUAUUUAGAUCAAACAACAGACAGACGUCCUCAGUAUCAAUAUGAUACACAGUAUGAAGAUGAACAAGACUAUCAAAAUAGUGAACAGCAGAAAUAUAACGUUCAGUAUGAUCAAAACGAUUACCAACAGCAGCAGAAUGUUCAUAGAUCAUUCAUGGCAGGAGGUGCAAAAAAACUUGGAAGUUUUUUUGGUGCUGCUGCUGCCGCUGUUGCUCCUUCUCAACAACCUUCUGUUUCCAUGUCUAUGGCUCCUGGUUCACAUAUAGAUUCAACUUUAUCCUCAACUUACGAAUCAGCAUCCAUUGCACCAUUUACAAGUGCAACUACAAUAUCUGCAACAACAUCCGUCCCUGUGUCUGAUGAAUCAGUUCCCAUUACUAGUGUGACGACAUCUGCCCCAUCGUUACCAAGAACGCCUUCGCUACGGAGACAGGAUUCUAUGCAAAGACCUCCAGUGCGAAGAACACGAACCUUACCUGAUGCUCCAGAUGAUUAUACAACAGGAAGUUUUGAUGAAAGUGCCUACGAGGAUGAGUACAAUAAGACUGAACUUGAUCAAGUAGAUCGCGAUAGGACAUCUUUAGAUAGGUAUCAUGACGAAGACUACGUUCAUGAUACAAUUCAUGAAGAUGUCGCAGAAGAAGCAAAAGCUGUAGAAGAAACCAGUCCAAGUAUACAAAAGACUGCGUCGCCAACAAAAACGGUUUCACAAGUCAGAAAGCCUUCUGUCGACAGUUAUCACAGUCAAGCGCCUUCUAUUCUUGACCGCAAAACUUCACAAAGUUCUUUUAUAUCCCAACAUGAAGAAAAACUGACGAUACCAACUACUAUUGAAGAACCAACCACAGAUACAUCAAAUAUGGCAUUUCACGAAGAACGCACAACGUAUCAUGAAGUUCCGGAUGAACAGGAUAGGUUUGAGAGGCAAGAAUCGUUUGACCAAGAUAAUGAGUAUCAGGACGACCAAGAUCAAGACGAGACUUUUAGAGAUGAUGAGAAAUUCCAAGACCAGGACAGAUUUGAUGAGGCCGACGAGCAGUAUCCAGAGGAUAGUGUUUUUAAUGAAGAGCAAAAUAGGCACGACCAAGAACAAUUGGAUUUCCAGCCGGAACAACCAAAGCUUACUCCGAAACAAAGGUGGCAUCGAGCAUACAACAAGAUCGUCAUGCAGCUCAACGUGAUAAAAAUGGUGCGAAGUAAAAAGUGCCAUGCUGUCAGCGAGGCCGAUAUACGUCGCGAGCAAACUUUUGAAUCCAACCGUUCGAAUGCAAGUGGUUCUCGCUUACGAGUCCGUCGAGGCUCAAGUCUCACUGACUUGGAUAAACUGCGGUGUAACGGAGGUUCUAGCGGUGGCGGGUCUAUCGGUGACUUGAUGAACAUGUUCAGUGGUAGUGUGAACUCUGUCGGAAGUGAUACUUUGGUGGCUCGAACUGUUCCUUUGGAGACUGUUCGUCGUAACUUGCCUUCCAUGUCAACACCACCGCCACAUCCACCACCGUCACCACUUAUACACGUGUCUAGGCCUGUGGGUCCUUUGACUAUGGCUCAAAGGACCUUGAGGUUUAGCAGGCUAUUGAAGUAUCAGCCGUGUUCUUCCGAUGUUGUCAUAUUGCUGGUGAGUGUUAUCUAG